UAUCCUUGUGAUUUACUUCCUUGUAUUUCUCUCUCCCAGGUGUACCACCAGCCCUGAGACAUGUCCUGCUACACCCAGUGUGUGCCAUGCCGGCCCUGUGGCCCAACUCCUCUGGCCAGCAGCUGCAAUGAGCCCUGUGUCAGGCAGUGCCAGAACUCCAAUGUUGUCGUUGAGCCCUCUCCUGUGGUGGUGACCCUGCCCGGACCCAUCCUCAGCUCCUUCCCACAGAACACCGUCGUGGGAUCCUCCACCUCCGCUGCUGUUGGCAGCAUCCUCAGUUCUGAGGGUGUGCCCAUCACCUCGGGGGGCUUUGACUUGUCUGGCUUCGGCAGCCGCUACUGUGGCAGAAGGUACCCGCCCUGCUAA
Messenger RNA from Coturnix japonica (Japanese quail), 366 nucleotides. RefSeq names its product feather keratin Cos1-1/Cos1-3/Cos2-1-like. Gene Ontology annotation, cellular component: intermediate filament. Gene Ontology annotation, molecular function: structural constituent of cytoskeleton. NCBI's taxonomy places the organism in Eukaryota, Metazoa, Chordata, Aves, Galliformes, Phasianidae. The record is from RefSeq and is a predicted model, not a curated record.